AAAAAUUCCAAUUUCCAAUAUCAUCAGGAUUCCAAAAAGUUUGUAAACAAAAUUAGCUAACGGAAAAUCCGAAAUUUAAAUGUAUCGAUGUUUACUGGUCACGAUCUUAACUUCAAGUAAUCUCCGUAUCAAGGUGACCUUUCCCGACCCCCGAUCGAUCCAAAUAAAUGGACGAACAAUUUUUUCGUUCUUAUAAACAAAAAGUUCAAUUUGAUCAAAAGUCGCGCUUUCGCCUGAGAAUUGGAGAGACAGAUGGAGUUAGUUGAUCGUCGUUGAGAAAACUCAACUUGUCAAAAGUUGAGAGUUUUAAUUUGAUCAACAAUUGGGAUUUUAUUAAUUUCGAUUUGAUUUUUAGUUUUUGCUUUUCAAUUAUUCUUAUGUUGUUUAAUUGUUUGCUUUUGAGUUUGUGUUGUUCUGUGAUAUUUAUUGGUGAAAAUCUCUAAGUUUAGUUUAGUCGGUUGAUCAGUUUCUCUUCAUGGCUGAGAAAAGUGUUUGUUUCGUUCAUCAUGAUGGUCGCCAUUUGUUACUUUUAACCUUCUUUUUUCAAUUGGUUCUUUUUUCUAUAAAUUUACAAUCAUGUUAUGGAUUUGUUACCAUGUUUGCUCCGAUCAAUACUCUUGGUUUAUCGGGAAACAUUACCUUUAGACAGGAGAAUAGUGAAUCGAUAACUAAUGUUGCCAUUUAUUUGUCGCCCGUUCAACCAAGAGAAACUUCAAUCAAUUAUAAAUGGAAAAUAAUGUCCAAUCCUUAUUAUUUUGGUUCACCUUGUUCAGAGGAUAAUUUGGGUCGACCAAUUCAAGAUAUGUCCACGAAACAUGGACCUAUUCAAGUUGUUUCUCCAAAUCUUGGUGGAAUUCAAAGUUAUCCUGAUCAGGAUUUAUCUCUAUUUGGUCGUAAUAGUAUUUGGUUAUCUUCAAUUAUUAUUCAACAAGAAGGUGGACCAGUUGGUUGUUCCAAUAUUUUGUUAGAAGGAUCAACUCGAACAGCUCAAGCACAAUUUUUAGGACCAACUUUUAGUGGUACUAUUACUGUUAGAGAAAAUGAGAAUAAAGAAACAGUUAUUUUAAGCCAAUUAACUUACACUGAGAACGAUUUUAGAACCAAUUCUCAACAUGAUUGGAAAAUAUUGGUUGCUGAUAUUUUGGAUACUCGACCAAAUACCGAUGCUAAAUGUCACUAUUUAGAUACACUACUUGAUGGUAAUGAUGCAUCAAGUGAUCAAUGUUCAACCGUUGAUCAUGGUAAUUGUAAAAUUGGUGAUUUAACCAAGAAACAUGGACAGAUUACAAUUUAUAGUGACAAUGGACGUGGUGUUAAACAAAAGUUUAUCGAUUCCAAUUUACCUUUGGAAUAUUUAGAAUCAACCAGGCCAACAUAUUUUGUUAUCUUUGAGAAAAACAAUCCCAACAUGUCACUGGCCUGUGCUCUUAUUUCACCAGUGGCACAGAAACAGGUCAAGGCCAAUUUUGACAUGGACGGAGUUAAGGGUUACAUUGGAUUCAGUCAGACUUUCAAUACUGAUCCAACCAUAGUUACUGUUAAUCUUCAAAAUUUAAAAGGUCGUGGUGACUUUUUAAAGAUUCAUCAGUUUCCCGUGAGCCCAAGACUUAUGGCUGGAGAAAAUAUUUGCGCUGAAAAUGUUACUGGAACAGUUUACAAUCCUUUCAAGUAUCGGAAAAACACCAAACCAGGUCAAGGGUCAAAUGAUCAAUAUCAAGUUGGUGAUCUAAGUGGUAAAUAUGGACCAUUGACCAAUCAAGAUGAAAAUGGUAACGUUUUCGGUGUCCAUGUUGACCUUAAUCUACCCUUGUUUGGCCGUCAUUCGAUCAUCGGUCGAUCUUUGGUAAUACACAAAACCGAUGGAGAAGCUUGGAUUUGUGCCACCAUUGGUUAUCCGGGAGCUGUUACCACGGCGGUAGCAACUUUCCACUCUCCCGUUGUGGGUAGCAUUAUUUUCCGACAAAUGGCUCAAACACCGGGAUCUGAUACAACAGUUUUCGUUGACCUUUCAUAUUCAGCUGAAUCAAUUAAUGACACCACUAAUCAUGCUUGGCACGUACAUGUUUCACCUCCCGGUGCUGAUUGGCGUAACUGGACAGCUCGAUGUUUAUCAACCCAAGGUCAUUAUAAUCCAAGUCAAGUGGGUGUAACCACAAGGUACAACAACUGUAAUCCCAAUAAUCCUUAUCGGUGUAAACUUGGUGACCUUACCGCUAAGGCGGCAGAAAGAAUCUCCAUCGCAGGUCACAAAGGUUCAAAGUUGGUUAAACUUUUCUAUACUGAUCCUGCUCUACAUUUAUAUGGAUCCUACUCAAUUAUUGGUCGGUCAGUUGUGAUUUAUGAUGAAAACGGGCCACAGCAACGGGGAAAUCGCUUAGCCUGUGCACCAAUCAAACAAGUUCAUCCACUUACAGCGGCAACCAGAUCAUGGCGAUGUGCAAACGCCUUAUCCCCAGUAUCGGGUUACUUACUUUUCCAUCAGAAUACUCAACUUGAUGGGACAUCGGCUAUAAUUGAAUUGGAAGGACUGAAUAAACUUGCCGGUGGAUUUCAUGUCCACGAAGUAUCUGUACCAAUAGACCGUGAAUUUCCUUGCUCUAUGGACUCUACUCUUGGUCACUUUGACCCACUUUUAGUUGGAACCAACAUAUCUCAUUAUCCUGGAGUUGGUUCAUCUGACCAAUACGAGAUUGGUGAUAUUUCGGGUAAAACGGGUACACUUAAUGAACUUGAAAGUUACCGACAUGAAUACAUUGAUUACAAUUUACCACUUUUUGGAGUUAAUUCAAUCGUUGGUCGAUCAAUAGUUAUUCAUAAAGCGGAGAAAAAUGACCGUUGGGUUUGUGGGUCAAUUAGAGCAGAAGUGAAACGAAAUGAAGGGAAAGAAAUAGUCGCUUUAGCGUCGUUUCAUGAUCCAAGAAGUUUAAUCAUUGGUUACGUUAGAUUUAGACAAUUUCAAUACAUCGAUGGAUCCACAAGUGAUACUUGGAUCGAUGUUGACCUCCGACAUGCAGGAAAAUAUAAUCGUAACAUUACCAAUGGUCAUAGAUGGGAAGUCUAUGUUAACCAAGUAGGGGCUGAUGCUUUUCAACCAACUGAAUCUGUCCGAUGUGUCGCUGGAGGCUAUCGUUGGGAUCCUCAGUUGAAAAAUGCCGAUGCUCCACUUUACCGACAAUAUUGUACAAAAGCUAAUCCACUUCGUUGUCAACUUGGUGAUCUAAGUGGACGAAAUGGUUACCUUGAAAUUGGUGGUAAACGGAGACUAUUUACCGAUAUUAAUUUACCUUUAAUUGGACCUGAUUCGGUUGUUGGUCGUUCACUUAUUAUUUUCAGACAAAACGACGGUGAAACAAAAAUGGCCUGUGCCAAUAUUGGACUGGAUGUUCAUCAUGAAUUAACAGUUUCCAUGCAAAGUAAUCCAACUUUUACCGUAGCAAAGUUCAUGGAUUAUACUAGAAAUCAGUUAAGAACAACUGAAUGGCAGGUCGUCGCUGAUACGCAAUCACAUGCAGUCAUUCACGAUGGUGAUUGUAUCACAUUAACUGUUCACUUUUAUGGACCAUCUGCAUUUCGAUUACAAAAUUCAUUCAGUAAUCUUAUGAUUUUUGGAACUACUGAACAUCAAGAUGAUCAGGGUAACGUUUUCACGAUAAAAACCCCAUAUAAAUCAUGUAAUCCUUUAAUUUCCGAAGCCACUGCCUCUAGAGCAAAUCCUGGUACUUACUUAUCUUACCUGGGACUAAUCGCAGCAGUGAUUGGAUUAACAGUUGGAUUAGCAUUUAUACUCAGAAAAAAAUUCUAAACGAUUAAUUCGGAGCAAAAUUAAUUAUUCGGAUUUCCAAUUACAAUAAUUACAACUCCAUGUAUAAUUAACUAGUCGCCAUUGGAUUUUAUUUUUUAAACCCUUCCCUUGUUUUGUACUUAAUGAUGAAAUUGAUUAACUAUUCUCAAGCAAUUUAAAGUGCUAAUCAAAAUUUUUAAUCUGUGAUAUAUGUAAAUUAAUUGCAUCUUACUCUAUGUGUAUACAAAAUGAUUAUUUUAUCAAUAUAAAUAAACCUCGUCAAAUAGAA
Molecule: messenger RNA, 4070 nt
Organism: Panonychus citri (citrus red mite)
Lineage: Eukaryota; Metazoa; Arthropoda; Arachnida; Trombidiformes; Tetranychidae
Exons: 4
Coding region: 476-3802 (1108 amino acids)
Biological process (GO): superoxide metabolic process
Molecular function (GO): metal ion binding
Source: RefSeq, a predicted model, not a curated record